GCAGCAGUCAGUAGCAUUCAAAGCGCUGUGAGGCUCGCACGCCGCGUCAAGUGUAUGCGCAACCGGCAACAAGUGAAAGUCGUACGCGCAGAUUCCGCGAUUUCGUGUUCCGACAUCUUCGUCUAGUUAUUUUGUUAAGUUCGUUGCGCCAGUGCAGCGGGGAAAGGAGGUCGGUACGUGGCCGCAACCUGUAACACCUCGUGUUUUGUGUUUGUGACAUUUGGAUACGUUUUUAAAAAUUAUUACGCGCAUUCCUGUGGUUUAUUAAUUAGAACUUAGUUUGAAAUUGUAACCAAGGAAAAUGUUUUUCAUAAAUGGCUAAUUUCCGUAUUGCAUAAAGUUCAGUAUUAGUGACUAGUGAGUACCAGUGUGACAUCGAAAAUGAGUGGUAGUGAGCCUACAUUAACCGAGUCGCCGGUUCCUCUGGCGUUGGCUCGACUGCAGGGCCGGCCGAAUCGAUUGCCUCGCGGUUUGCGCACACAUCGGCCCAGUUUGCCCCUAGCUAGCUUGCAAGAGGCAGUCGAUGAAACUCCGAGACGCUUCAGCGAUGAACCUUUCAAUCCUGAUACAGACGACGAUGAAGCUUUUGUCGAACCAGUUAUUCUAAAUAACCCAUCACCAUCCGUGUCAAAUGGGCGCAGAGCUUCGGAUGCAACGUUCGCUGAGAGAUAUAGAAAACUCACCGAAUUCGAUGGGGCCCCCUCACCGGACAUGCCGCGCCGUGCCUCCCUGGCCGUGCCCGUUGGAACUGACGGCUACGGACCCAGUGAAAAAGGUCGUAGGCGGUCUUGGGCAGCACGAUUGCAACUCGAACGUAAAAAGAGACGAAAAUCAGGCGGUAACGAUACUGAUGAAGAAGGCGAGCCAUCAAUUUACAUACGGCAAAAGCGCCCCUCUUGGUGGAAUGUAUUUGUUCCAGACAACAUGUUAAAGAACAGGUCUAGAAGAGCUUCCCAGCAGUUAUCCAGAAGCGCCGAAAGCAUCGACCAAUCAUACAAAAGGUCGAAGAGUCGUUCAGUGGACCAUGGCUUUGCGCCACCCUUUGACCUGGAGUCACUACGGUCGAAGGUCGAGGGAAGAUUUGAUGCUGUACAAAAAGAAGAGGAUGAGCAAGCCAAGCGGUUGCCUCCGCCGCCCCCGAUGAAAACUGUGACGUACACGGUCCGAGAUCGCGACACGCUGACGUCACUGGCUGCUCGCUUCGACACCACGCCCUCGGAGCUGACCAAGCUGAACCGUCUCGCGACGCAGUUCAUAUUCCCCGGCCAGACCCUGCUCGUGCCGGAUAAGAGGAAAGAUGGCGACAAGGAGUCCGAUGGACCGUCUGAGAGCGGAGAUAACACGUCGGAAUCCACUCAAGGGGCUCCCAGUGAACCCACACAAGAAAAAGAAAUAUUGGAUAGUCUGAGGCCCGGAUCGCCUGAAGCGCCUGCGAGCAAUGCGCCGCAGCGAUUCCUAAAGAUCAAUGUUCGGCACAUUACUGAUGGACAGGGCGUUGUCUCCGGCGUGCUGCUAGUCACACCGAAUGCAGUGAUGUUCGACCCGAACGUAUCGGACACGCUGGUGAUGGAGCAUGGGCCAGAGUCGUACGGUGUGAUUGCGCCCAUGGAAUACGUCGUCAAUGCGGCCAUUUUCUACGACAUCGCGCACAUGCGCACACAUGGACCAGACCACAACGCGCACAAAGCGGAGCAAGCUGAAAUAUAUUACAUGAGUAAAGCUGAUCAUUCCCCAGGCAAAGACUCGCUUCUAGUCAAAGAUGAGACAUUCCCCGAGCUGCAGGCGGCUAGCGGGGAGGGCGAGGGCGGGGAGGAGCGGCCCGCGUCCACGGAAGAGGAGCGCGGGGGAGCCGCCUUCCCCAAGGCGUUCGAGCGGGACCUAGUCACGCCUACCGCUUUGCAGCAACAGACUACUGAAGAAAGGCGGAAAUCCCUGUUGGAUCAACACUGGGCCAUUCCAAGCAAGGACAGAAUGUCAAUUGACCAAGGAAGUGAGGUAUCGUCAAGCGCAGAUCACGGCAAGGAGGAAAGCCUCGAAGUGUCUAUGGCGGAGGGCGGCGAGUGCGUGGAGGGCGCGGAGGGAUCGGACGCGGAACGUGCGCCCUCCGCCGCUGAAGGGGAAGACGCCGCGCAUCUCGUCAAACUGUCAUACCACGACUCGGGGAUUGACAUACGCGAUCCUAUGCUGCACGUCGCGCCUAACACGUCGAAGAAGGUAUACAGCGACGCAGACAUAGUGCUAUCAGCGGAAUGGGUCCCACCCGUGUGCCUCCCGCGUGGCGAACCGCCGCUCUCAGCGCCACCGCUUGGGGAAAACGAACGGGCGCAACGCAAACCAGCUGCCGUGUCGUUCUCGCUCGAUGGCACCCAGAAGGACGAUCCUACUAAACCAGAUAAGAAGAAUAAGAUGCUUAAACGUCUUUCGUAUCCACUAUCAUGGGUGGAGGGUCUGACCGGUGAAGGACAAGCGACUGGACAGACGUCACAGAGUGACUCUUUACCUACUUCAGCCGAUAGCCAGCAUUCUACGAGCGUCUUCUCCAAAGUGUUUAAUAGCUCGCCAAUGAACCUAGUCGAGUUCGGUACUGGUUUGUUCCUGAGUAAGACUCCGUCGGAGGAGAUGCCGCACGAGACUCUAUCGGGGCGCAGCUCACUGGGCGGUUUCGGGCGUUCUCACACAAAGUCUACGAGCAGCGUGCCUCAGCCAAAACUCGACUACAGGAGUAUGGUGUCCGUGGACGACAUGCCAGACCUGUUCGCAUCUUUUGAUAAACUGAUCCCGCGGCCGGCGCGCGCGUCGGACGACCCGCCGCUGUACCUGCGGCUGCGCAUGGGCAAGCCGGCGGGCCGCCCGCUGCCGCGCUCCACGCAGCUCAUGUCGUACGGCCGCAAGCGCAUGAAGCCCGAGUACUGGUUCGGCGUGCCGAGGAAUAGGGUGGACGAUCUAUUCAAGUUCCUCACACACUGGGUGCCCGACCGGUACGGGCCGCUCGGCGACGUGGCUGCGCGCGGCUACGAGCUCAUCGAUAGCGACACUGAGUGGGACGACGAUGAAGUGAAGCCGGGCCAAAAGGAACGCGCCGGCAGCACUGGAGAUGUAUCUGACCUUACGAGAGAGUCGUGGGAGCUGCUGAAGGCGCCCUACGUGAAAAUAUAUUCGAUAAUGAAGAGUCAAGCCGAAGCGCUGGGCGAUUCGCUCGGAGAGGAGCCUCAGCCCGAGGUGCUGUCCAUGAGCGAUGAGCUGCGACGAGCGCUUUACUCGUCUGGCGCCUCCGUCGACAUGGAGUUCUCGCCCCCCGACCUCAUCGGCACCUCCGAGAUCUUCACUAUGGAACACAGGGAGAAGCUAUGCAGCGUGCUACCGGCCCGCGCGCAGGGCUACAUGUGGUCGCUCGCGUUCAGCACGAGCCAGCACGGCUUCUCGCUCGCGUCCAUGUACCGCAAGAUGCAGCGCGUCGACAGCCCCGUGCUGCUCGUCAUACAGGACACUGAUAAUAACGUAUUUGGCGCGCUAACGUCAUGUGCCCUGCGUCCCUCUGAGCACUUCUACGGGACGGGCGAAUCCCUGCUGUUCGCGUUCCAGCGGGCGGACGAGCCGCGGCCGCGUGCGCUCUCUGAUAAAGGGGACGAAAUCAAGGACAAGGAAGAUGACGUCACGGAGAAGAAGGACGAGGACAAGGUCGAAAAAGAAGAACCAGAAUUCAAAACGAAAUUCAAAUACUGGGGCUGGACCGGAGACAACAUGUACUUCAUCAGGGGGAGUAACGACAACAUAUCUAUUGGCGCUGGAGACGGCAAGUUCGGCAUCUGGUUGGACGGCGACCUGUACCUGGGCCGCACGCAGCGCUGCACCACGUACGGCAACGAGCCGCUCAGCACGCGCGAGGACUUCAUCGUCAAGAUCAUGGAGUGCUGGACGUUCAUAUGAAGCGUCCACCUUCAUCCCGUCUUAUGAAAUUCGCUACGAGAAUUUGACACCGCAACCCGUCGACCGCGACCGGGCCGCGGCCGCGUAUCUCUAGUCAGAAGCGCUGAAGCUCGACGCUUUGAUUCUCGUGUCGCCGCUCGCCCGCACGCAGUCGCCCGUCGCCGCACGCAGUCGCCCGUCGCCGCACUGCUGACUGCGCACACUCGUGCACCAAUCCUAGUCAAUUGUCGUUCGUGUGUAAGGACGGACGCCGCCCGCGAGCUCCCCUCGUCACGUGUCAAUUCAAUUAAUAUUGUAACGUUGUUGACGUUGUAAACGUAUUUGUAAUGACAUCAAAUAAAUGUACGAUGUCCGGUAGAAAUUUAUAUUCGUAGGUGGCGCGAUGGGAAAGGCUCGACUCAUAUCAGACCAAAUUACUGUUACACUUUUGGAAACAACACAUUUAAUAUACGCUCGUUUUACGGGUUGUUGACUGAUGUUAAAUUUUAACGUUUUAAAUUAAAAUAUACAUACAUAUUUAAAAAUUUGUAGUGUCAAAUUUUUUAUUUCAUUCAUUAUUUGUUAUUUUUAUAAAACUCGAGUUUUACCUAUUGCCAUAUACGUGGCAUCUUUUAUACAAUUCAAUUGUAUGAAGUCAACAACCCUAUGACAGUACAAAGCAAAACGCAUAUCACUUGGCCGAGCUUUUCUCACGGGUCGUAGUGAAACAAAUGAUCAUUGUGUUUAGAGAGCUGUAUAUCGGUGUUACCCAGUUAAUGUUUAUAUAAUGUUCACGUUGUGUUGUCGAUGUUCGCAUUAUUUACCGUAGUACUGCAUCCGAAGGUCUCCUGGCAACCACGGAGGAAACUUGCCAAAUAAACGAACGUGACUGGUUCACUCUUUAUUAUUUAACUGCAUCUGUAUUAGAACUGGUGACACGAUCAGUAAUUAUUAGGUUUAGUUUACGUAGUAGAGGAGUAUUUGUUUUGUUUUCAUGUCUGUUUGUAUAUUAGUCAUAUUCUUAAGUUAGUGAGCAUAAUUUAUGUUAACACUUCACUGUGAUUUGAUUGAUAUGGCAUUUUAUUGUAGGUAUAAUGGAAUUAUUAUACUGUAACAUUAU
Messenger RNA from Colias croceus (clouded yellow), 5026 nucleotides. RefSeq names its product TLD domain-containing protein 2 (gene mtd). Gene Ontology annotation, biological process: response to oxidative stress. Gene Ontology annotation, cellular component: nucleus. The transcript is spliced from 26 exons. NCBI's taxonomy places the organism in Eukaryota, Metazoa, Arthropoda, Insecta, Lepidoptera, Pieridae. Bases 382 to 3927 code for a protein of 1181 amino acids. The record is from RefSeq and is a predicted model, not a curated record.